Messenger RNA from Phalacrocorax carbo (great cormorant), 2156 nucleotides. The record is from RefSeq and is a predicted model, not a curated record. NCBI's taxonomy places the organism in Eukaryota, Metazoa, Chordata, Aves, Suliformes, Phalacrocoracidae.
GCGGCGGGCGCCUGUGCGCGGAGAGCGCGGGAGGUCCCCGGGCGGUGCGGAGCCGCGCCGCGCCGCGCCGCGCCGCCCUCCCGCCUUCUCGCCCCGGUGCCGACUAACGUCGCGCUGAGGGGCGGGCGGCGAUGCGGCUGCAGUGCGAGGUGGAGGUGGUCAGCCGGCUCCUGCCCACCUGCGGGCUGCGGGGCCGCGGCCGAGGCACCAGAGCGCUCCUCUCGCUCGGCCGCCCGCCCGGACGGGCGCGGGGCGGCGGCGUUUACCUCAUGGUGUGCACGGCGCGGGACCGGGUCGGCGCUCGCUACAAGGUGCAGGAGAACAUCGAGCGGUUCUUCACCCGGUUCGUGGAGGAGGGUAAGGCCACCGUGCGCCUGCGGGAGCCCGCCGUGGACGUCUGCCUCAGCAAGGCAAAUGCCAGCAAUUUAAAGAAUUUCCUUUCAGCUGUGAGACUGGCUCACCAAGGGACCAACAUAGGAGCUCUCCCACUCUCAGCUUUGGUACCAGCGAAGACCUCAGAAGUUGAAAAACCUAAGACAAAAAUGAUCAUAACUUCAAGAAGGGACUAUCCUCUCACCAAAAACUUUCCUUACUCCCUCGAACAUCUCCAGACCUCAUACUGCAAACUUGCUCGGAUCGACACACGUGUGCUUUGUUUGAAGAAACUCCGAAAACUAGACUUAAGUCAUAAUCAUAUUAAGCAGUUGCCGGCUACUAUUGGUGACCUGAUCUGUCUUCAGGAGCUCAAUCUGCACGACAAUCACCUGGAGUCCUUCAGUGGGGCUCUGUGCAACUCCACCCUUCAGAAAUCUCUUCAAUUCUUGGACCUCAGCCAAAACAAAAUUAAAGCACUUCCAAUUCAGUUUUGCCAGCUGCGAGAACUUGUUAAUUUAAAGCUCGAUGACAAUGAGUUGAUUAGGUUGCCAUUCAAGAUUGGCCAGUUAGAUCAUCUACGCUUUCUGUCAGCAGCUCGAAACAAACUUCCUUUCUUGCCCAGUGAUUUUAGGAAACUCUGUCUUGAGAACUUGGAUCUGUUUGGAAAUCCUUUUGAACAGCCUAAUCCGCUUGUUCCCAACAUACAACUGAAAAUACCAUUGACCUUAUUAGAGUGUGCUGCAAGAGCAACGAUAAAUUACAGAAUCCCUUAUGGUUGUCGCCUCCUUCCUUCUCACCUUUGUGAAGAUCUGGAAGUGGCUAAAACAUGCCAGUGCGGAAGUGCCUGUCUGAGCAGCUUCAUUCAGAUCACGGUGACCAUGAAUCUCCAUCACGUAGCUCACACUGUGGUCCUUGUGGAUAACAUGGGAGGUACAGAAGCACCCAUCAUCUGCUAUUUCUGUUCUCUAGACUGCUAUUCCCAGUUCCUGGAUAGGUACCUGCAGAGUAAUGGGUGACUGUUAACAAGUGCAAAAGCUUUGCCUGAAGUUCUAGUCCAGUGACGGAGGAGCCUGAAAUUGUUUUCUGCUUGUUACCCACAUGUGCUGUCAUAGGGCAUCUGCCACCGGUAGCAAACGUCAGCCUUGCAGUGAGGGGGCACUGUCGGCCUGGUCUGGUGGCCUGACUGUUCCUCCACCCCAAGAAUCUCUCUUUGGUUGGAAUAAAAAGCGAUGCUUAGCUUGAAUGAAUCUUCCUUAGAAUGUAUUCUGCUUUCUUUUUCCUACUGCUGUGACUUUGUUUGGAGUAUUAUGACAGUUUUCUUUGUUCUGUGGUGUAAGUGGUUUCUCCUUGCUAAGAGAAGCAAGGUGAGCGUGUAUCAGACUGCUUUGCUUGCUUACAUUUGAGGCUCUGAACUCUGCCUACAGAAGAGGACUGCGUUGACUUUAUCACUGGACUGGACUCUUCCUGACUUGUUUACCGCACACCAACUCAGUAGGCUGCUAUGAGAAGAAAUUACAGUGUGAGCAGUUUAAAACUGGUCAUGUAAUUCCAGGUGCUUCUUUUUAAAAAGUUCUGUUACAGCAUUCUCACUUCAGGCGGGGACCAGCAUUGCUGUUUUUUUUAUCAGAGCAAAUGUUUUUUGUUUUAUCUCUUUGUUAUACAAGAAAUGUCUCUUUUUUUCUAAAUAUGUGACCUAAACUUUGUUUCUUAAUUCUCACAUUUUAAAGAUUCUUUAAUUGUUCACUACUGUGUCAAUUUAAUUAAAUUUUUAAACCCUUCUA